AGCCAGCAAUCCAUUCCUCACUCAGAACCUCACCGAUACGGAGCUGGCGCGUAAGGAGAAAGACUCGGUUAGCGUCCUGUUACGAUGAACCUUAUGUUCCGUGCCACCGUUGUGGUCCUAGUGUCGCUUGCUGCCUUCGCCCAUGGUUUAAAAACGUUUGUCGCGUACAAGCGCGCCAUCAAUCCGUUGCAAGCGGUGCAAAUUUGUAGCCAGCAGGGCGGACAUCUAGCAUCGAUCGAGUCGCUUGAGGAGCAUAAUAAGGUGCUAGCUGCCAUCGCCGCAACGGGAUACCCGGUGGACCUAAACUACUGGUUCAUCGGAGGAUCCGAUCUCGGCACCGAGGGCAAGUGGUUUUGGAUGGGUGUGGACAAGGAGAUGAAGUACAAAAACUUCCGCAGCGGCGAACCGAACAACUAUCAAGACCAGCACUGUAUGGCAAUUAUCGGCGUUGGGUCGUCGACGGAGUGGGAUGACAUUUGGUGUGACCAUAUUGGCACCGGUUUUGUGUGUGCGUAUGAAGUUUCUUAGGCGGCAAAUGCAAUUGGCCCAGCACAUCUCGUGAAGUUUUGGUAACAAACAUUCCAAGCUGUUCCGGGUGGGGGACAUAUUUGAACUUCACGAAGGUAGCAACAGGAGUCAAUAGGAGCGCAUGUCCAUAAGAGCAACUCGUUAAAUAUAUCUAUUUUAUUUGUAAAACUUA
Molecule: messenger RNA, 700 nt
Organism: Anopheles stephensi (Asian malaria mosquito)
Lineage: Eukaryota; Metazoa; Arthropoda; Insecta; Diptera; Culicidae
Product: perlucin-like protein
Exons: 2
Coding region: 85-528 (147 amino acids)
Molecular function (GO): signaling receptor activity
Source: RefSeq, a predicted model, not a curated record